UCGAAGGAAUCUCAACUUACCACCAACGAAUCAGCCUUGCAACCGUUAAAACAGUUUCAAAAAACAUAGUUUUUAAACGUUUUUAGUGCGUUGUUGAGUAACCCGUUUUGCCAGUUGUCAAUCAUUCAGUCAAUUUUGAGGUGAAAAAAGCGUGGCAUACAUUUGUGCGCUCUCAUUGAUCCGAAUUCCCAAGCUAAUUGAAAAACUUUUCAAAGCACUUUUUCUCGAAUUCCGGACAGUGUGGAAAGUAAAUUCAAGUUAAAUCAGUGCACUGACUCUAUUAAAUAUUUUUGAAUAAAAAUAUUACAUUGAAUUUCGGUUUAAGCUUAUUAAGAUUUAAAUUGAAAAUCGUGAUCGCGUAAUUAUAUACAGAACAGUUUUUCAUCAGCGCAAGGCGACGAAAGCGACAAGCAGAAAUGUUUCAUUUGAAGCCCCAACUGAGUCAAGGCUGUGCCCUGGCCCUCAUCUGCCUGGUGGCCAUCCAGAUGCAGCAGCCCACCCAGGCGGAGGUAUCGCCAGUUCAAGGCACUCCUCUGAGCAAUCUAUAUGAUAAUCUGCUGCAGCGCGAGUACGCCGGUCCCGUCGUCUUUCCCAACCAUCAGGUGGAGCGAAAGGCCCAGCGUUCGCCUUCGUUGCGCCUCCGGUUUGGACGCAGUGAUCCGGACAUGCUGAACAACAUUGUGGAGAAGCGUUGGUUCGGCGACGUCAACCAGAAGCCCAUUAGGUCGCCCUCCCUGCGCCUUCGGUUCGGCAGAAGGGAUCCCAGCUUGCCCCAGAUGAGACGCACCGCCUACGAUGACCUCCUCGAGCGGGAGCUCACCCUCAACAGCCAGCAGCAACAACUCGGCUCCGACGGCGACUCCGAUCUGAGUGCCGACUACGAUGGCCUCUACGAAAGGGUCGUCCGCAAGCCACAGCGUCUUCGCUGGGGUCGCAGUGUGCCCCAGUUCGAUGCAAGCAACGAGGAGAAUGAUAAGUUUCAACAGAAAUGGGAUAAAUUGAACAAGGUGGCUCAGUUGCUGCAGCUGCAGCUGGAGGAACUCAACCCGAAUGUGUCCAACGAGGAGGACAACCAGACCGACGAGGACUUCCAGUUUCUGCGAGAGGUCCGCAAGCCAAUGCGUUUGCGAUGGGGCCGGAGCACUGGAAAAGCUCCCUCCGAACAGAAGCACACUCCCGAGGAAACUUCAUCGGUCCCACCGAAGACACAGAACUAAGUUACAGAAAAUCGGGCAAGUGAAGGAACUGCAGGAGUAUGGCAACAAUUAAAUGAAAAUCGGAAGCAAGCUACACGGUCAAUAUCCAAUGCCAAAUAAGAUACAGAAAACCCCAAUGGAAACCCCAAGUCAGAUAAAGUUUUUGAAAGCAUUUUUAAGAGGCGCAGGGAGGCAUGGGCUAAGAAAAACAUACUAAAGAACAUAUAUCUUAUAUAUCUACACAUAUGAUUAACCAUAUAUGUGUAACUUUUGGUUUUUAGCAACUACAUAAAUAAACUAAAACUUACUUAAAUAUUUUUGCCGUAAACUUUAACAAUGCGCAGGUAACACAAGGUAAAACAAAACUAUCUAUAUUUUCAAUUCCAGUUUUAUUUAAUUAAAUUAAAUUUAAUUUUUGUGUGUAAGUUGAAUAAUUAAAAGUGCGUACCCAUCAAAAUUGUAAAGCCUCCCUAUUCCCAAUAUGCUCAAUUAAAAAUUUUUAAAUUAUUCGAUCGCCCCCAAAAACUUUUAGACUCAAUGUAUAUAAAAAAAAAUACGGAACUUCUUAUUCUAGCGCAAAAUUUGUUAAUGAACGCUAAAAAGCUAUACACAAAUAUUAUUAUGUUGAUUAAAAAAAACUUCUUGAUUUCUAAAGUUGUAAGCGAAUUUCGAUUUAAUGUUACGAUGGAAGUGUUUGAAAAACAUAGAGGCCCCCGGAAGCUGUAUUACUGUAACACUUGUUAUAUUAUGUGUGCUACAAAUUAUAAAUAUAUGUAUAUCAACUAUUAUAUUAUACGACUAUAUAUAUAUACGAUGAACAUUGUCUAUUGAAAUUUUAUUCAUGUAUUUUAAUAAACGGAGAAUUCAAUUACAAGAAAGCAUAAAGCCGAUUGUUGUUAGAACACUUUUGUAUAUUUAAUUUACACCAUCAUUGAAAUUAUAAUUUACCAAGCAAACGUAUGAUAAAGGAAAUACACUUUGUUGUAAAAUCCAUAUCCCGCUGAAUGCAAUUUUCCGAUGAAAAUUGCCGAAAUCGUUUCUCGCGAUAUAUAUCAGUAUGUACGCAUAUAUACCUUUUACUGAAUGUAAUACCAUGAAUGUAAAUAAAAGAGCAGGAAUAAUUAAAAGCAAACAUAUUUUACUCGAUCUAUGCUACAAAUAAAUAACUCAGAUGGAGUAAAAAAUA
This is a messenger RNA of Drosophila ficusphila, 2382 nucleotides long. It is a transcript of the gene sNPF, whose product is annotated as short neuropeptide F. The transcript is spliced from 5 exons. The record is from RefSeq and is a predicted model, not a curated record. NCBI's taxonomy places the organism in Eukaryota, Metazoa, Arthropoda, Insecta, Diptera, Drosophilidae. Bases 417 to 1217 code for a protein of 266 amino acids.